This is a messenger RNA of Penicillium manginii, 477 nucleotides long. Its product is annotated as oxidoreductase, short-chain dehydrogenase/reductase family. The transcript has 4 exons. NCBI's taxonomy places the organism in Eukaryota, Fungi, Ascomycota, Eurotiomycetes, Eurotiales, Aspergillaceae. The record is from RefSeq and is a predicted model, not a curated record. Bases 1 to 477 code for a protein of 158 amino acids.
AUGGGUCAUCAUGGGACUUUCCAAGUUCUCAAGUCGGCGCAGAUCCAAAAUAAGCCAAGUUUGGAAAGCAAAAUGGCAUCCUCCAGCGAAUCUACGAAGCUUGAACAUGGAGGCGCCUUUAUCGAAUAUGCGGGCUCAAUAAAGCUAAAGGAUAAGAAAACUCUGGUCAUUGGAGGGAAUUCGGGUAUCGGUCGAAUGAUUGCAGUUUUGAUGGCCCGAGAGGGUGCAUAUAUCAGUAUCGUCUAUUUACCCAAGGAGCAAGAGGAUGCCGAGGCAUCCCAAAAGAUGAUUGGGAAGGAAGGCGGGCAAUGUCUCCUCCUACCGGGGGACCUAAGAGAUCGCCAUUUCUGUCAUUCGGCAGUAGAAGGGCAUGUUAAACGGUUCGGCAAGCUCAACAUGCUUGUGAAUAAUGCGUCACAACAGUAUAUUACCCAGGAGUUUACAGACAUCGACUUGGAUAGAACAGAGGACACCUAG